UAAGUGGCUGCUGCUGUCAUGCGUUUGGAAGAUUGACGCGGCGGUAUUUAGGAGAAUAAGCAGUACCAAGAAAACUAGUUUGAAAAAAUGUGUUCACAAUUGCAUACUGUUCACAAACGGAUAUUCCAAACUCGUAAAAUAUUUCCCGAAGUGAAGAUUGCACAAGUGUGCGCGCGUGUGUAAUCGACGCGUUGCGGGGAAUUUCAUCAGAAAAUUGUGAAGCAAUGCGUUCCAACUACUCUUGGUUCAGCCACUCCUUUUCAAGGUGAUGGCCACGCGUGAACGGUCGUUGCACGAUGACCGUGACAGUGACGUGACGUAAAAAGUGAAAGACGGCAGGUACCGAGAAGGAGUCCGAAAGAGGUGCGCAGAAAGUCGGCGCGCAGCGAGCGGGCAAUUCUCUUUCGAGUUCGAACCGCUCGGUUAGUCGGAGGGAAUCAUACGGCUGCUCGUGCGGGUCCGAAUAACACGUAUUUCGUGUAGUCGCAGGAGGUUCAGGAGAAGGCAGAGGGAAAAAAGAUCGGUCGAAAGAAAAGGAUCGUAAGUGUCGAUGAGUCCGGGUGGUGGUAAACCGGUCUGAGAAUGCAGGCGAUUGGCCGGAUCUUGGCGUACAUGCUAUUGGCAACUGCAUUUACGAAAAAUGUGCUUGCAACGAGGGCCGCGAACGUCAAAUUUUCGAGGGACAGCUAUAAAAUCGCACGAUGCAACACCACGAAACUGGAGUUGGUCCCGGAACCAGCCUCGCUGAUUUCUAACAUCGAAAGUCUUCGGAGUAUCCUGGUGAACGCAUUCAAAAGGAAACCAGUUCAAGAAAUUGAAGAAAAGUCUCGCACUUUUGGACACAAAAGAAUUCAGUUCAUGCUGAUGCCGAUGAUGUAUAAAAUGGGAGUGAUGAUGACAAUGAUGAUGGUAAUAAUAGCGCUCACAGCGAAGGGACUUAUUGUAGGAGUCAUAUUGCUGGUACUUAAACUGAGCACCUUUCUGACGAAACUUCAUUCCGGCUACCACACAACGCAACCAUGGCCAUCACAACAACCAGUUCACGUACACGUUCACAGCGCUUUUCCCCAUGGUCACCCACAAAUGUACCAAAGUUGGGCGAGUGCCCCUGCAUAUGAGGACGUGUAUAAAUUUAAUAAAUAUAAUCGUCAGCAAUACAUCUUCUAUUUUGGAAGAAAAUUUGUAAAUAACCAUUGUAAAUUCGAGGACAUGAAUAGGGCAAAGGUUUUCGUUUGCCAUAUUAUUAUCUGGCUAGUAACAUCGUCAAAACUGUUAAUUGAAGCUGAAGAAAGAUGGAACAAUUCCCAAAUCAGCCUCAGCAAAACUCAAAGCUUGAAAAUCUUCCCAGGAAUCAAGUUUUGCUUGGCGAACAGUGAAAUUAAUAUUCAUGUGAGAGUUCACGACCUACUACGAGAGACGGAAGUGCAAGCAAGAAGCAAGGAUAAGAAGAGUCCAUUAGAAAGAAUGGGAUACAUGAUGCUGAUGACGCCAUUUAUUAUGCAGAUACUCUCCCUACCGGGCGCCCUAGCGACCAUUAAAAUAUCACUUUUAAGGAGUAUCAUGGUGGCGCAAUUAGCAAUCGCAAUAAUGAUCUACAAUUUGAUCAGAAGCUCUCAAAACUCGGAAGUUGUAGUCCGUCGACCGCAUCAUCACGCACACUAUCGUCACAGACAUCACGAUCAACCCGACGACGAGGACGAAUGGUUCGCGCGGAACGCAAUUUACAGCCACGAUACAUUCGAUCCACGACGAUCUACGAUCAUUAAUGAACCCCGGGCAAUUACCUCGCAGCCAAGUAUGCAAAAUGUACGCGAUUUUCAAUUACAGAGGAGAUGGGGCGAUCUUCUGUGCUUGCUGUGCUACCUGGUCACGCAACAUCGCACGGUCGCGGACGAUAACAGCGUUAACAGGCCUUAUGAGUUCUCCUUCAACAUAGUCGAUUUUCAACAUAGAUUCGAAAAGAAAGAUGCCGAGGGGCUUAUUACCGGGGAAUACGGUUUCAUCACAGCUGAUAGUGUUUAUCAUGAGACUGGAUAUAAGACCGACAAAGAUGGGGAUUUUAUUAUCACGAGACAGAGGAACCGGAAAAUAACAAGUUUGGAGGACGCGCAAGAGAUAUUUAAAGAUAGGCCGGAAGCAGCGAAGAAAUUAAUCGAAGCCGUGAUGAAGGCCUGCGGCGGCUGUAAAAUACCAAUAAAGCAUAAGGACGAUCAGCCAAAACCUAUCAAGAUAGUCACAGAGUCGCCGCCGCAGAAAAAGAUGGAUCCGAUAUUAAAGCAGAUGAUGAAGAUAUUGACAGCCAACACGUCUGCUAAGAAUAUCAAGAAAGAAGACAUGAAAAACAUUACGAAAAGCAUGGUGCGGGCUGCAAAGAAGCUGUUGUCCGAGGAAGACAGUCCGAAUAAAGUCGCCGUGAGUGAUCGAGUUCUGGAAAAAAUGGCGAACGAUCUGUACUAUCAGUUCAACUACACGAUAACGUCGCACGGCCAUCACGAGGACGGCUAUCGCGACGGAAGAAAGAACGGUAGCUAUCGAUCUCAAAACGAAAACGGUAUCGACACGCAGGUGAGGUAUCUGUCCAACGAAUUCGGGCAUCAGCCCAACAUCACGUUCGUUCCGCAGAUGAAGGCGGCCGACGAGGAGCAUGCUCUCAAAGGAUACUCGUUUCGUUGGUAUUGGUCGUAAAUUCGCGAUUUCGUGUAAUGCCGAUUUUAUUUUAACCCAGAUUUGUUAAUCUGAAUAUGCGAAAUAUGCUAACACUUAUUUAAAUAACAUGAGCUACGUCUAGAGACUCACAACUUUCGAUUUUGAAAACUUAUCGUCAUUAAGGAUAAAAUAAUUUAUCACGCAAUUAGCACGAAAAUAAUUUAUCACAAAAUGAA
Temnothorax curvispinosus is the source of this 2882-nucleotide messenger RNA. RefSeq lists its product as uncharacterized. Lineage: Eukaryota; Metazoa; Arthropoda; Insecta; Hymenoptera; Formicidae. The record is from RefSeq and is a predicted model, not a curated record.